Messenger RNA from Athene cunicularia (burrowing owl), 4103 nucleotides. It is a transcript of the gene PASD1, whose product is annotated as PAS domain containing repressor 1. Gene Ontology annotation, cellular component: nucleus; CLOCK-BMAL transcription complex; cytoplasm. The coding region runs from base 398 to 2899 and encodes 833 amino acids. NCBI's taxonomy places the organism in Eukaryota, Metazoa, Chordata, Aves, Strigiformes, Strigidae. Gene Ontology annotation, biological process: regulation of transcription by RNA polymerase II; circadian regulation of gene expression. The transcript is spliced from 22 exons. The record is from RefSeq and is a predicted model, not a curated record. Gene Ontology annotation, molecular function: protein dimerization activity; RNA polymerase II cis-regulatory region sequence-specific DNA binding; DNA-binding transcription factor activity, RNA polymerase II-specific.
CUUUUGAACUUUCUUUGAUGCUGUUAGCUUUGCUUUUCACGAGUAUCCCGAAGCCCACCUUGCCCCUCCCUCGCUCACCGUGGGGCAGCUGCCGUUAGGAGAUGUGUCCGUGUGGGAUGGGGAGGAGAGGGAUGCGCGCCGGGAAGCGCGGCUGGUGCAUCCUCGCUGCCUGCGGAAACGGUGCCGGUUAUAUAACGCCCUCGCUGGGUAACGAGGUAAAACUCUGUCAACUCUUCUGCAGGAGGUUUCAGAGGGUUUGGGGCUGCUGGCUGGCUAAAGGGAUUAAUUUUUCUCCGUCUCUAUUUACAUGGUGAUAAGAAGUGCUAAUCUCUCUCCAUCAGUCUGGACUGAUGAAUCUGAGGAAUAGAACAGAGCCCUGUGUUGUGUAAACGAACUGAUGGAUGAAGAUGAGAAGGACAGGGCAAAGAGGGCAUCACGCAACAAAUCUGAAAAGAAGAGGAGAGACCAGUUCAAUGUCCUCAUUAAAGAGCUUUGCACGAUGCUGCAGGGCCACGGCCACCCUCUCAAGAUGGACAAGUCCACAAUACUGCAGAGGACCAUUGACUUCUUGCAGAAACAGAAAGAAAUCACAGCACAGACAGAAGCCUGUGAGAUUAGACAAGACUGGAAGCCUUCAUUUCUUAGCAAUGAGGAGUUCACCCAGUUGAUGUUAGAGGCACUAGAUGGCUUUCUCAUUGCUCUUACCACUGAUGGGAUUAUUAUUUAUGUAUCUGAUAGUGUUUCAUCUCUGCUUGGACACUUACCGUCAGAUUUGGUGGACCAAAAUAUAUUAAACUUUCUGCCUGAGCGGGAGCAGAGCGAGGUGUACAAGCUCCUUUCUCCACAUGUGCUCAUGACAGAUCCUGUUGCAGCUGAUUUUCUAAACGUGGAAAAACAAAUAGAGUUUUGCUGCCAUUUAGCAAGAGGCAGCUUAGAUCCAAAUGAACCCCUGAUGUAUGAAUAUGUGAAAUUUGUAGUGGAUUUUAAAUAUUUUACUCAUGUGCCUACACCCUCCUGUAAUGGCUUUGAGUCAGCUAUUGCACGAGCUUUCAGGUCAGCCACGGAGGAGCAGAUUUGCCUUGUAGCAACUGUUCGUCUUGUCACACCACAGUUCUUAAAGGAGCUCUGCAAUGUUGAAGAGCCAUGUGAAGAAUUUACAUCGAGGCAUAGUUUGGAAUGGAAGUUUUUAUUCUUGGACCACAGGGCUCCACCUAUUAUAGGAUAUUUACCCUUUGAGGUUCUGGGAACAUCAGGGUAUGAUUACUACCAUGCAGAUGACCUGGAGCUUCUUGCUAGGUGCCAUGAACACUUGAUGCAGUUUGGAAAGGGAAAGUCCUGUUACUAUCGGUUCCUGACCAAAGGCCAGCAGUGGAUAUGGCUGCAGACACACUACUAUAUCACCUACCACCAGUGGAAUUCCAAACCCGAGUUCAUCGUUUGCACUCACCUGGUUGUUAGUUAUGCGGAGGUUCGAGCUGAAAGAAGGCGAGAUCUUGGCCUUGAAGAGUCAUCAAUUGAACUGGCAUCCUCUUCUCUAAAGAGCCACAGCAGCUACCUGGACGUGGGGCAGUGCGGCAGCAGCCAGGACGCCAGCCGGGAGGGAGUGUCCCUGUCGUCCCACAGCUCCCGGCGCUCCUCGCACACCGCCCUCUCCGACUCGGCCUCCACGUCAUCCAUGCGCCACACGGACACCAGCACACCCACCCGGUCGUCGGUGCCGGGGGGGCAGGCGGAGAAGGCAGCCCUGCGGCUGGCAUCAGCUGGAAGCGCUCAGGCCAUAGCAGCUCCUCAAGCCCCUGGUGAACACCUCCCUCAGCAUCCCGUGGCUCAGCCGGCAGUCCCCUCUCAGCACACGGUGAUGCCAGUGUACCAUUUCCCGACCCAGCUGGGGAUGAUGCAUCAGCUGAAAGAGCAGCUGGAGGAGAGGACUCGCAUACUGCAGGCUGACAUCAAGACACAGCAAGAAGAGCUCCACGUCAUCAAGGAGCAACUCCAGCUAGUGCAGGACUCCAACCUGCAGAUGCUGAUGCAGCAGCCGAUCCCUGUCGUCUUUAACAACGUGCAACACCCGAGCCCCAGGAGGCCACCGGCACCAGGGACGCCCAGGCAGACCACAGCCAAGAAGUCACAACAGCCAGGCCUUAUGAGGACGAAGCACUUCUGCAGCACCCCCCUGCCGUCACCGCGCCAAUUCCUCAGGGACCCCAGCGGCAUAGCCGCCCAGGUACAGCAGCAGCAGCAGCACCUAAUGAGAGGAAACCCUGCCCAGCAAACAUGUCUGCCGGGGCAGACGAGCAUUUCAGUGCCCCUCUACAACAACCCCAUGGUGUUUUCACAAACACAUCCCAUCACAGUGGCUGCACAGAUGACGACUGACAGCAGCGAAAGGCAACCGCAGUCUGACUACAGCCAGGACAGGAGCCUCAGGAUGCUGUUGGAUCAGUCUAUCCAAGCCAUGAUGCCCGCCUCCAACAGCAGCAGCCAGUCUACGCAGAGCAGUGCCAGCAGGCAGCAAGGAAAAUUCGUUGCAGAGCAGCAGAUCUUGCCUCCCCCAAUACAGAUGCAACCAGUUACCUGUAGUACCGUCCGACCUCCAGCCCCAUCACCCGUUUUCUCCCCGUCUCUGAUGAUCCCACACACCAGCUUCACAUCCCACCAGGCAAACACACCAGUUCACCUCCACCAGUGGCCACAGCAACAGGUUCAGCAGCACCGUCUCUACCUUCAGAUGCAAGGUCCUGAGCCGGUGCCUGGGGGUCCAACACAGCGCAUUUUCCAGCCCCCCCACCCCCCACAGCAGAACCCCCUGAGCUACUUCCUCCACCCGCAGCAGCAGAGCCGCCACACACAGGGCCAGGCCUGCAACCUGCCGGACCUGCCCGAGAUGCAGCUGCCCUGAGCGCGAGGGCCAGGACGAAGGGACCACUGAGGCUGCAGCCGCUCGCUCGGCGCCCUGGUGCGCAUGGAGGGGAGGACGACACCGUCAGAGCAUGGGAUGGGUGAGGUCGGGCUCAGCUGGACGGUGGUGGCUGGGGGGAUGGCUCCCACGGCGGGCAGACGGCUCCGGGGAUUUUGCCGGUCCAUAAUGCUGCUCCAGUGGCUGUACGUGCCCUUGCCCAGCACUGCGGUACAACUGGAAGGCGAUGGCUUUCUGGCUGCAGGGAGGUCAGUUACCAGGUCACCACGAAGAUUGCUUUGCAAUGGAGAAAACCCUUUUCCAUUCAGGACUUCAAUGCUGAAAGUCACUGUGAAUUUAAGCCCACCGUUUGGAGCACAUCCACAGACUGUACUGGUCCACAGGAUGCCGUUGGAUUACCAUGUACAUAACUCGUUUCACUGUAGUAGGUCCAUUGUGGGUUUUUUUCCUUUUUUUCUAUACCUCAGUCCCGCAAUUUUUUUGUUUUCCAGGAGAUUGGAUAAUGCUGCUAAUUUACAUAACACCACUUUUGCCUGAAUUUCUUACUGUUGUUAUACCAGCUCACAUCGCAGCUAGUAAGAUAUCUGUCAUGUUUUAUUUUCGUUAACAAGUACAGAUAAAUUUAUAUGGUUUUUAUUCCCUGUAGCCAAAUAUUUGUCAGGUUACAGACAAAGAAUCUUUACUCGUUCUUUUUUUUGGUUGUUCUGUUUCAAGUGAUGUAGUUGUAUGUUUCUAUACAUGAAGACAAAGCAUAGAACAGCAUGUGACAGCAAACUUUGUGGUUUUGCUAGGUCAUGUUUCAAUUUGGCAAACCUGAAACGUAUGAUCACAACGACACAAGCGAUGUUACAAGCCCGUAGGGUCAGCAAUAAAUUGUAUUUUUGUAAAUUGUCACUUUUUAACUAUAAGUUUAUAUUUAUGAAUUGAAAAAAACAGUUUAUUCCUCAGUGGGUGUAUAGUUAAGUGUCCCUACUGUUUGUGUCUUUCCAAAGGAAAAAUGGAGUGUACAUUUCUGAUGUGUUAGUAGCUGAGUACUAACUUUGGGCACAGUUAGAGCCCAGAUGUAGGAGAGGGGUUAGGCCAUUGCUAUAAGUUUUGCAGGAAAAUGGGUAGUUAGGACUAGGUCCAUCUAGCAGCAAAGCUCCAUCUGUCAGUCAGGGCAAGGUUUAGGGGUGAGCUAGUUCAU